Messenger RNA from Pezoporus occidentalis (night parrot), 881 nucleotides. It is a transcript of the gene IMP3, whose product is annotated as IMP U3 small nucleolar ribonucleoprotein 3. NCBI's taxonomy places the organism in Eukaryota, Metazoa, Chordata, Aves, Psittaciformes, Psittacidae. Gene Ontology annotation, molecular function: structural constituent of ribosome; snoRNA binding; rRNA binding. Bases 61 to 618 code for a protein of 185 amino acids. The record is from RefSeq and is a predicted model, not a curated record. Gene Ontology annotation, cellular component: Mpp10 complex; small ribosomal subunit; small-subunit processome. The transcript has a single exon. Gene Ontology annotation, biological process: rRNA processing; ribosomal small subunit biogenesis.
AGAGCGCGGCCGCUCCUCCCCGGAAAGGGCGGUGGCUGCCGGCGGCACGUUCCCGUCAAGAUGGUGCGGAAGCUGAAGUACCACGAGCAGAAGCUGCUGCGGCGGCUGGAGCUGGUGAGCUGGGAGGCGGCGGCGGGGAGCUUAGCUGAGGUGAAGGCGCUGCGGCGCUACCGGAUGGGCCGCCGGGAGGACUACGUGCACUACAAGGCGCUGGCCCGCGCCGUCCGCACCUUGGUCCGCCGCCUCCGGGACCUAGGCCCGGCCAGCGCCGCCUUCCGCUCCCGCUGCGCGGCCACGCUGCUGGAGAAGCUGUACGGGCUGGGGCUGGUGAGCGGGCGGCAGUCCCUGGCCGUCUGCGAGAGCCUGUCUGCGGCCGCGUUCUGCCGGCGGCGCCUGCCCUGCCUGCUGGUGAAGCUGCGGAUGGCGCAGAACCUGCGCCACGCCGUCACCUUCGUGGAGCAGGGCCACGUCCGCGUGGGGCCCGAGGUGGUGACCGACCCCGCCGUCCUCAUUCCCCGCGCCGUGGAGGACUUCAUCACCUGGGUGGACGCCUCUCGCCUCCGGCAGAAGGUGCUCGACUACAACCAGGAGCGCGACGACUACGACCUGGCCGCCUAGGGAUGCGCUGCCUGUGCUGCCCGCACGCCUCUGCCCCGCUCCUUAGGACACGAUGGGCAAUAAAGACACACGGCGGUACCACUAUCAGAUAGAUACCCUCCCUCAACAUACCUGAAAGGGGAGCAAAGAGGAAACCUGCCACUGGUACCGUGCUGCUCUGCUCCCAGCUCCCCUUUGCACCUAGCAACUCCAUUCAUCAGCAUAGAGAAAGUUCCACAUCUGUCGCUCUGAGAAAACACUGGACAGCCCACCUCCACAGAAUC